UGUAUAAUCAUCACUACUCGUCCUUCAUUACUCUGUUAGCUGCACAGCAAAAUAGUUUACUUCUCUUUACAAAUAGUUCCUCUCCUUCUAUAUGCUCUACUGAAUUCAAUCAAGUUUAAUUUAUUCAGUUUUCACUUCUCUUUCUCUACCUUGUAUAAUUAAUUCUCUUACUAUCAACGUCUCUCUCAGUUUGUUCAUCAAACACCAACAUUUCCAUUUUUUUGCUUUAGUUCACAUAAAAGCACAUAAUGGUUCUCCAGAAAUCAUCAUCUAUGGUGCUUAAAGUGAGGAGGAAGCCAGCGGAGUCAGUGGCACCUGCUGGACCCACCCCCCGUGAGCUCAAGCUUCUCUCCGAUAUUGAUGACCAAAAGGGUCUUCGUUACCACCUUCCAUUGGUGCAAUUCUUUCCAUACAACCCUUCAAUGGCAGGGAAAGACCCUGUCCAUGUCAUCAGGGAAGCAUUGUCCAAAGCACUUGUGUUCUAUUAUCCACUUGCCGGAAGGCUUAGGGAAGGUCAUAGUGGCAAACUUGUGGUGGAUUGCACUGCCGAAGGUGUACUGUUCAUUGAAGCUGAUGCAGACGUUACACUUGACUAUUUUGGUGUUGACCCUCUGCCUCCAUUUCCUUGCUUUGAUGAGCUCCUCUACGAUGCUCCAUUUUCUGAUGAUGGGAUCAUCAACUCUCCUCUGCUGCUUAUUCAGGUAACACGUCUCAAAUGCGGUGGUUUCAUCUUUGCUAUACGUGUGAACCACACACUGUGUGAUGGAUGUGGAAUUGGUCAAUUCAUAAAGGCCAUAGCAGAAAUAGCCCAAGGUGCAUCAAACCCUUCAAUUCUCCCAGUUUGGUGUAGGGAUCUUCUUUGUGCCAGAGACCCACCAAGAGUCACAUUCAUCCACCAUGAAUACAAACAACUAUCACUUGAUGACAACAAAACUGUCUCCUUCAAACCCUCCCAAGCUUCCUUCUUCUUUGGCCCCCAAGAGAUUGAUGCAUUGCGCUGCCUCCUCCCUCGUCGUCUUGCUCAAUCUUCCACCACCUUCGAAGUCCUCAGUGCAUGCAUAUGGCGUUGUCAUACAGCUGCAUUGCAAUGGCAAAACCCUAACCAAGAGGUUCGCUUGCUUUGCACAGUCAAUGCACGUUUUGAACCUUGCAGGUUUAGUCCUCCACUGCCUGAAGGGUAUUAUGGCAACGCUUUUGUGCUUCCUACGGCAGUUUCCACCGUGGAGAUGCUUUGCAGGCGGGCUUUGAGCUAUGCAUUGGAGUUGGUGAAGAAAGCAAAGAAAGAUGCAAGUGAGGAGUAUGUUCACUCUACUUCUGAUCUAAUGGCCAUUAAGGGAAGGCCUGCGUUUUCGAUGACAGGAUCCUUUAUAGUGUCAGACAUCACAAAAUGUGGGUUUAGAGAUGUGGAUUAUGGAUGGGGUAAGCCUUUGUAUUCUGGAUUAGUCAGAGCUGGUAUAGAUGAUAUUUCUGGUGUGAGCUACUAUGUUCCAUAUACUAACUCUAGAGGAGUGCAUGGUAGAGUUGUCUUAAUUUCCCUGCCAGAAGAAGAUGCCAUGAAAAGGUUUGAGAAAGAGCUUAACGAAAUACUUCAGAUCAGGGAUGAAAUAUCAUUUGUAUUGGAUGCUUGAUAUCUGAAUAUGUAUGCAUGUCAACUCGGUUUUAUAA
Molecule: messenger RNA, 1665 nt
Organism: Arachis ipaensis
Lineage: Eukaryota; Viridiplantae; Streptophyta; Magnoliopsida; Fabales; Fabaceae
Product: 13-hydroxylupanine O-tigloyltransferase-like
Source: RefSeq, a predicted model, not a curated record